AUGGCUGCUGGUGCCUGUGGUCAUCACAUUCAUGAUAAGGAACAGCGGGAAACUGAAUUUUCUUUCUUCAUCAAUUCCGAUUACUUCCUUUAUAUGCGAUUUUUAUCCUUUUGCCUUUCUCGUAUACAUUUUCGAAUUUUGUGUCUGUUCUUUUCAUCUCUCUCCUCCCCUCUCCCCUCUCUCUCCCCCCCUCUCUCUCCCCUCUCUCCCUCCCCCUCUCUCUCUCUCUCUGACCCUUUUUGCACUCUUUAUUUUUUGUUCUGUUUUAUAUUUUUCCCUAUCACUUUCCUAUUAUUCCACACACCUUUUUGUUUUCUCUUUUCUUCAGCGUUUCCGUUUAGUUUCUUCUUUUUUCUUUUCUUUCGCUUUUCCUUGUUUUUUGCCUUACAAAUAUUUUUGCCUUACAAAUAUUUCCUUCUUUCGAUUCUCUCUCACUUUAUAUGUUUGAAUUUUUUCUUUCUUUUUUAUCCUUCUUUUCUCUUCUAG
This is a messenger RNA of Acanthosepion pharaonis, 486 nucleotides long. Lineage: Eukaryota; Metazoa; Mollusca; Cephalopoda; Sepiida; Sepiidae. The record is from the annotation of a GenBank genome assembly.